GAGGGUAACUUUGGGCACCUACUUCACGCGGGAGAUUGUCACCUCUCCCCCGUCCUUGCCCCCUCCUUGAGCCAAGCCGCUAGCCAGAGAAGGCGCUUUUUUCCAGAAGUUUUAGAAAAAUGACCACGCAUUUUUGAGAAAGGUCGUGCCCGCUUCCCAGCUUCACCUAGUCUGGGCCACCGCCAGGACCCGCCUCCCGAGCACCCCUCCCCCUUCCCCAACCUAGCAGAGGGAGAGAUGCCAGGGCGGUGGAGUCAUGCCUCUGGCUUGGGCACCAUUGGCUCAUGCCUGGAACACGCAGCGGCGAAUACGCACAACUGGCGGUGCGCCCGGGCGACUCCGGGCCUGAUAUGGAGAAAGAGGGCGGGCGUGUGUGUGUGUGUCCCGGGCGUGCGAGGCGCGCAGGACGCUCGGUGACCGCCCCUUCUCGCACUUGCAUCACCAACUCCGCGGUCUCCACCCACCCUUAGCCCCGCCCUCGGCCCUCCUCUGGCCAGUUUUCCCUGGAAGCUAUUAAUAGCAUUACGUCAGCCUGGGAUUGGUAACCUGGAGUUAAGCGAGCGCCUUGCCAGCGCGAGGGCUAUAAAAGGGGUGAUGCAACGCGCUCUCAGCCACAGUCUCACUCUGCGAGGCGCGCUGGGCACGGUGCUUCCCCGGCGGAGCCUCCCGGCCAGUCCGCGCUCCCACUGAGUCCGUGGUGCUCGCCCGCCGGCGGGACACACCGCCCGCCUCUGGCCGCUCUCUGGACCCUGGCCGCCCCGAGCGGAGACUGGAGCAAAAUGAUGCUUCAACAUCCAGGCCAGGUCUCUGCCUCAGAAGUCAGUGCAUCGGCCAUCGUCCCCUGCCUCUCACCUCCUGGAUCCCUGGUAUUUGAGGAUUUUGCUAACCUGACACCCUUUGUCAAGGAAGAGCUGAGGUUCGCCAUCCAGAAUAAGCACCUGUACCACCGGAUGUCCUCUGCGCUGGAGUCAGUUACCGUCAACAACAGACCCCUGGAGACGUCAGUCACGAAAUCGGAGGCGGCCCCUGAAGAAGAUGAGAGGAAAAGGAGGCGGCGGGAAAGAAACAAGAUCGCAGCCGCCAAGUGUCGAAACAAGAAGAAAGAGAAGACCGAGUGCCUGCAGAAAGAGUCAGAGAAGCUGGAGAGUGUGAAUGCCGAGCUGAAGGCCCAGAUUGAGGAGUUGAAAAAUGAGAAACAGCACUUGAUAUACAUGCUCAACCUCCACCGGCCCACGUGCAUCGUCCGGGCGCAGAAUGGGCGGACUCCGGAAGAUGAGAGGAACCUCUUUAUCCAGCAGAUAAAAGAAGGAACAUUGCAGAGCUAAGCGGUGGCGGGGGGACAACUGGGGAGUCCUUAUUGAAUCCUCCUUUUCCACCCUGAACCCUGAAGCCAUUGGAACGCUGGCUUCCUGUGCACUCUGAGAACCUCAGCAGCCCAGAGCCGUGGGGGCAGGAAGGUCAGCGGUGCCUACUGCCUUGUCCCAUUCUGCCCCGGAGUGAACUGCGGCACAGAGCAAGAGCAUCCCUUGUCUCACUAACUCCAGGAUUUAGGCCUUACCAUCCUGGCCAUUCUCAGAUGAUCUAGCUGGGCCCUGGCUGGGGUCCCAUGCAAAGCAGGAUGCCCACUAAUGGGAUUCAUGCAGAAGUGUCUGCCUCAGUAGGUGGGGUGGGACCACGUCCCCCACUGCAGCUGACACCAUCUUUCCUAGGGAAUAUGGAGCGGGAAUGCUCAUUAUCGAGGUUGUCCAAUGGCCAGGGUGUGCUUCUAGAAAAUACGCUGCUACGCCCCAGAAUGACUGCGCUCUCUUCAGAGCCAGGCUUUGUGCUGGUUGGAUGUUUGUCUUGCACAACACUGUCAGGACUUUCCCGGGAGUUUCAUCAGAACUGAUUCCUGAGACUUUGGGAGUCUGCCAUCAUGGACAGUAUCCCUCAAAAGCAUUCAGGUGGCCACGUAAGCUUCCCUGGCCCAGAGGGGUGAAAGUGGCCUGAUGGCCAGCUGUGCCACUUUGUGUUGACAGAGGACGCCUCCUCUCCCUGUACCCACUGCUGAGGAAGAACCUGGGCACGACAGCAGGUCCUUGGCUGCAAACUGUUACAGUCACAGAAAGAAGGCACAAAGAAAGUCCAACUUCCAAAGGGUAGGACUCUUCCUUCCCACUCAGUGACGGGGCAGGAGUGAGUUCUAGACUAGACGAGGCAGAGAUACUCCAUUUCCUUUCCUCAUGGCCAGAAACCACAGCCCGUGGAGAAGCGUGUUUGAAGCCAAGCGCAGGACCAGGCUUCUUUCUGCACUGUAGGAUGAUAAUGGCAUUGUUUUUGUUUUUGAGAUAUGGCCCAGAGCAUUUCAGCUGGGAGGCCCCUCCCUCUGGCUACCAGAACUCUGGCUACUGUUAAAAUUCUGACGUUUCUGUGAAAUCCUCAGAGUAUUUAAUCUUACUCAAUUGUAUCAUUACAAUUUUCUGUGAGAGAAAGUAUUAUUUAUCCCAGUAUUCCUAGCCUGUCAACAUAAUAAAUAUCAGAAUAAGACAUGGUAAA
Molecule: messenger RNA, 2535 nt
Organism: Peromyscus maniculatus bairdii (prairie deer mouse)
Lineage: Eukaryota; Metazoa; Chordata; Mammalia; Rodentia; Cricetidae
Gene: Atf3
Product: activating transcription factor 3
Biological process (GO): regulation of transcription by RNA polymerase II
Cellular component (GO): nucleus
Molecular function (GO): DNA-binding transcription factor activity, RNA polymerase II-specific; RNA polymerase II cis-regulatory region sequence-specific DNA binding
Source: RefSeq, a predicted model, not a curated record